This is a messenger RNA of Entrophospora sp. SA101, 525 nucleotides long. Lineage: Eukaryota; Fungi; Glomeromycota; Glomeromycetes; Entrophosporales; Entrophosporaceae. The record is from the annotation of a GenBank genome assembly.
AUGCCACUUAAAAAAGAUCGUUCAAGGAGAAACCUUGAUCAAAACAGAUCGGAAAUAUGCGAAGCUGAUAUAUCAAGACAUAAUGGCGGUUAUCGCCACUCGUCGUCAUUAAUGGAGAUUAUUGUGUCAGUAGUAAGGUGUAGAGAUGUUUUAGAAAGGGAAACAUCAUCACCUGUAGCAAUAAAGACUACAAGUCGAAGCAUUAUAACCGACAAUGGAAAAAUUUAUAAUUUCGACAAAGUAUUUGACAAGGCCGCGAAUCAAGAAAUUCUUUAUAAAAUAUUUUCAAAAUUAAUUUUAUUAUUAAAUCAUAGCACCAAAAAAAGAUCGCAUAAGAAGACAAAUAGAUCAAGACAGAAUGGCGAUAUUUUAGAAAGGGAAACAUCAUCACCUGUAGCAAUAAAGACUACAAAUCGAAGCAUUAUAACCGACAAUGGAAAAAUUUAUAAUUUCGACAAAGUGUUCGACAAGGCCACAACCCAAGAAAAUUUGUUUGAUUCUGCUUUAUUGUAUGUCCGAUUAUAA